AUGUCAGCCGAUCCAGUCGUGCAAACAGCCGCUGACAUUGACGAAGAACCUUACGAGUCUGCCGAAGACGAAGACUUCCAGCUCGAUGCUGCACAAGAUGAGUCCGAGCUGUCCUCCGACGACGAAGCCCAGGCCGAACCCGCGAAGAAGAAACGCAAAACCGAUAAGAAACGCGAUGCGCCCGAGGAUAUCGAGCUAGAUUCUGGCGAUGAAAUUACAAUCAAGAAGGCACAGGCCAAGCGGAGGAAGCGGAAGGGGAAGAAGGGUGGUGAUGAUGACUUCGAUCUCGACGACGAUGAAGGAGGUACUGGGGGUUUUGUGCGAACACGCGCAAUGAAGGCGACAAUCCAGGAAGAGCGCAAACCGCUAGCCAAGAUCGACGGUGCGACUGUGGACGUGAAUGCCCUGUGGGAACAGAUGAAUGACCCCGGGAAUGCGCUGGGAACAUCGACCUCAGAGACGGAACAACAGACCGAGUCGGCCCCAGAGCCCGAUCGCUCGGUCGACACGCACAAGCAAGACCAGCCUACCGCGGAUGCUGCAGAGGAUAACUCUCGCCAUGACCAGUACGCCGAUCAGAUGAUCAAGAUCAAGCGCACCUACAAAUUCGCAGGUGAAUGGAUUACGGAGGAGAAGGUUGUCCCCAAGGGAUCUGCCGAAGCCAAAGUCUUCUUAGCCAGUGGGGAGGCCGUUGAAUACGCCGAUGCAGAUGCCGCCGCAGCAGCAGCGGAAGCUGCUCGAAGCCUCCGCCGACCGAUCCGCAAAAUAUCGCGAUUCGACCCCAAUCCGACCGGUACAAUUAAGAAGAGCUGGGAGAAACAGGCCAUGGAACCCGGUGGCGAUGCGAAGGGACCUAAAAUCAACACUGUGGAGAAAUCUCGCCUUGACUGGGCACAGUAUGUCGACGAAGCUGGCAUCGGUGACGAAUUGCGCACACACAGCAAGGCCAAGGAGGGUUAUAUGAGUCGCAUGGACUUCUUGGGUCGCAUGGACGCCAAAAGGGAAGAUGAGGCUCGCCAAGCUCGUCUCAAGGGCAUGUGA
Messenger RNA from Penicillium waksmanii, 1041 nucleotides. RefSeq names its product putative Swr1p complex component (Swc5) (gene swc5). The record is from RefSeq and is a predicted model, not a curated record. The transcript is spliced from 2 exons. Lineage: Eukaryota; Fungi; Ascomycota; Eurotiomycetes; Eurotiales; Aspergillaceae. The coding region runs from base 1 to 1041 and encodes 346 amino acids.